Lecanosticta acicola is the source of this 1206-nucleotide messenger RNA. Lineage: Eukaryota; Fungi; Ascomycota; Dothideomycetes; Mycosphaerellales; Mycosphaerellaceae. The record is from the annotation of a GenBank genome assembly.
AUGUCUGACUCCGAGAUGUCUACUCCAGCCGACAGUCCCGCCGACCACGAGAUCGAGCAGUGCCUGCGACGCGUCGUGAGAGAGCACAAGAAGAAAACGGACGAUCCGCUUUCCGUCAAUCAAGUACGCGACAUUGCCGCUAAAGAGCUUGACUUUGAUGUCAGUAUCUUGAAGGGAAUAGAAUGGAAGACACGUAGCAAGGACAUCAUCACCGACGCGUUCAAUGAGGAAAACGAGCCUUCACCAGUGAAACCUAAGGCAAAGCCUACGAAAGCUGCACCAAAGCCCAAGGCUAAGGCAGGCACGAAGCGCAAGUCGGAUGACGAGGAGCCGAACAAGACAAAGCGACGCAAGAAGGCGAAGGUUGAGUCAGAAGAUGACCUGUCCGAACCAGAGGCCGAAGAAGAUGAGGAAUUGGACGCGAGACCUGCAAAGAAGCCUGCAAAGAAGCCAGCAAAGAAGCGUGCAACGAAGAAGGCUGCUACCAAAGUCGAAAGCGAGAUAGAAGAUGACGAGGAUGAGCCCGCGGACAACGACGUAGAGCAAGCAAUAGAAGAUGCUGAAGAGGGCAAGAAAGAGCAACCUGCAAAAGCUGACAACGAAGAGAGCGAGCUGUCAGACGUACCAGACAAACUUGAAGUUCCCGAGACCAAUGGCAAAACAACUGCCGCAGAGGAUGACGAGGGCGAGCUUUCAUCUGUGAUCGACGAGCCACCCAAGAAGAAACGUGGAAAGAAGGCUGCCGUGGAGGCGAAGCCUAAGUCGAAGGUUACCGGAAAGACGAAAUCCAAGGCUGCUGGAAAGGAGGUGUCGCCGGACGAGGAGGAGAUCAAGCGCUUGCAGGGCUGGCUUGUAAAGUGCGGCAUUCGAAAGCUGUGGCAUAGGGAGCUCGCCAAGUGUGAGACGCCGAAAGAGAAGAUCAAACAUCUCAAGAAGAUGCUGGACGACGUUGGCAUGACUCCGAGGUACAGCAAUGAGAAAGCGAAGCAGAUCAAAGAAACUCGAGAGCUGGCUGCGGAGCUGGAGGCUGCCAAGGAGUUCAAUGAGCGGUGGGGACAGAGUGAGGGAGAAGAAGAUGACGAGGGAGGAGAGGAGGGCAAGAUCGCAAGUGAUUCUGAAGAAAAGAAGGACGGCGAGGCACCAAAGCGGAGACUGCCGAAAGGCUUCGUCGAUUUCGGUGACAGCGGCGAUGAAGCAAGCGACUAG